This is a messenger RNA of Owenia fusiformis, 720 nucleotides long. The record is from the annotation of a GenBank genome assembly. Lineage: Eukaryota; Metazoa; Annelida; Polychaeta; Sabellida; Oweniidae.
AGGGACGUUAGAUACACGUUUUUAAAGCAACUUGUACGCGAACGUGCAGAAUUAGGAUCCUCUGUGGAUUAGUUCUACCAUUUGUACUGUUUUUUUGGAUUAAGGAUAAAGGGAAUAAAACACUGUUGUGUUCUUAUUACAGCAGUUAAAAGCAGAGUACCAUAUACCUCUGGGUACAUAAGUCUAACGAGAGCAUUAUGGAUGGGACUACGAGCCGACACUUCUGUAAGGGAGUCGCGAUCAAAGGAGAAGCCUAAAGGUGGUGGAGUUUUGCCAUUCACACCCCAUCGAGAUUCCCUGUCUAAAAUGACUCAUCGUAUAUACUGUAUGGAUCACCAGUCUAACAGUCUUACUGAAAUAGAAUUUGAGGACAUUUGUGAAGAAACUCUGGAUUCAUUGACAGAAUUCUUUGAAGAUCUUGGAGAUAACGAUGACUAUUUUAAGCAUGAGGAUUAUGAUGUGCAGUUUUCCAGUGGUGUCUUAACAAUUCAACUAGGUGGAGAGCUUGGGACAUAUGUUAUCAACAAACAAACACCAAAUAAACAAAUAUGGCUGUCUUCACCAACCAGUGGCCCCAAAAGAUUUAACUAUACAGAUGGUACAUGGCUAUAUAGACACACUGGAGAGACCCUACAUGGACUUCUAUCUAGUGAACUCACAAUAGCACUAAACACUGACAUAAACCUUGACAAUUGUGCAAACUCGACGAGGCAAUCAUAG